UGGAAUUGGUAGCUUCAUGCACUUACUUGCGGAGGGGCGUUCCCGGACGCGGCUUGGCUUCUCCCCUUUCGCGUGGACUUGUGCCGGGCUUUUGAGAAACGAAGGGCGGACAGAGACUCGGCGAUGGAGAAAGUAUUGUGUGAUGGGCAUGGGCAUCCCUGCUUUUUGAAGACUGGCAUCCGGGAUGGCCCCAACAAAGGCAAAAGCUUUUACGUGUGUGGAGUCCAAGGACAGAAACCAUGCGAAUUUGUACGCUCUACAGAGCUUUGCCCUUCUCAUUGCUUGAUGCAUGAAGAAUAUAUUGUGGAUUUGCAAGUUUUGAUGAAGCAGCAGGAGACAGACACAUACAAACUGUUCUAUCGAUGCAGUAAAGGUAAAAUGGGAGGAAAGAGAUGGUGUGGAAGUGUCCCAUGGCAGGAUUCAAAAGCCACAAGACCACUAUCUAAACCUCAGCCCACUUUGGAACUGCAUCAUGUUAAUCAAGAUCAACGAAAUCCAUUCAAAGUACCAGCUAAGAAUCAUGAAACCUUGUCAGUGGAACCAAUGAAUGGUGGCAGGGACAACCAUGCAGGAGAAAAAGAUUCUGAGAAAAGAGAAGGGGAAGACUCUGCCAAAAAGGAUCAGCUGGUUUCUGUUAGCAGUGAGCUUCCCGCAGCCCUGAAGAUCAAGAACAAACAGCCUGAAGAAAAAAAUGAAAGGUCACGUAGGGAAGCAGUAGAAACCCAAACAAAAUUGAGCAAAGCAACAACUGAAAAGCAAAAUAACCCAUCAUUGGAUGCAUGCAAAUACAGCUUUAGCAAAAAGCCUGAGAGACCUUUAAAUCACACAGGACAGGAUUCAGCCAUGAGAUCUACAGAAGCAGGUUUGCCAAAAGCAGAGGAACCAAAGCAAUUAUUGCCAGGUGUCAGUAGCCAGGCAUCAAACACAAGGCCAAUUAAUGAGGAGCAACACCAAAAGGGAGGAUCUGGAGCCCACAAUGACAAAACAGCAACUGUGAAAACCAGUGGCAGUAAGGGAGCAGACGAAAAGGGGCUCAUCCCGAAAGAAAGUGUGACAAUUCCUGACUUAAAGAGUUUCCCAAAAGCACAACCUAAAGGAAACCUGGAGAAACCAUUAACAGUAUUGCAGACGGGAAUAGCUCCAAAAGAGAAGAACUGUACCAAUAAGAAUGUUAGUGGUGAAGAGCACAGAGUAUUUGUGCCCUCUAAAUUUGGGCAGAAAUUACAUUUCCAUCAAGGAAAGGAUCACCAUCAAAUGAAUUUGGCAUCAGUGCCUCCGGAAAUGACCUCUAUGCAGAUAGCAGAAAGUAUGGAUUCCCAAGUUCUUCACAGACAACUUUCAGCACAGCUGAGAGAGAAACAGAGAACUUUGAAACUUGUGAAUGUACAGGCUCUACCAGAUAAAGGUGAGCGAUUAUUAAAACAGGUGCACGAGCUGGAAACUGCGCUUGGCUCUCUGAACCUGGAAGCAGAAGGAAGUGUAAAGGAAGCUGGUGUUUGCAUGGCAGGAAGUUUGAACAGUAUGAAAAAUGAAAAGAUGCAGCAUGACCCUUUCAACAAGGUCACCAUAGAAGAGCCCCAUCAUUUGACAGGGAAGGGGCCACAGCCAUUCCGCGAGCAUCAUAAAACCAGCUCCUUGGAAAUUUCUCCUCCUCUGAGCCUUAGGCAGAACUGCAGUAGCACUUCUAAAGAGUACUCCCAUAAGCAGGCCCUUUGUGCAGGCCAAAUAAUGGAAGAUAAUUUUCAGGCAGUAUACAAUGCCACAACAGAUGUGAUUAACCAGCUCCACAAAGCCCUUGAGUCCUGCCCCACAGAGAAGACAGUGGUUCAGGAUCCACCUGGGUUGAAGGUGUCUCUGCUGCCACAUCAGAAGCAGGCCCUUGCAUGGCUGCUGUGGAGGGAGAGUCAGAAACCAUGUGGAGGAAUUCUGGCGGAUGAUAUGGGCUUAGGGAAAACGUUAACCAUGAUUUCUCUUAUCCUGGUCCAGAAGCCUAUACAGAAAGAGAAGAAACAAGAUAUUUGGAUGUCAAGAAAAGAUUCCCCUGUUAUCCUUUCUGAUGCUACUCUGAUUGUCUGCCCUGCAUCUCUCAUCCAUCACUGGGAAAAGGAGGUUGAAAGACAUGUGGCAACAGGCAAGCUGAAAGUCUGUCUUUAUCAUGGACCCAACCGAAUUAAGAAUACUACAGUCCUUGCUGACUAUGACGUAGUUGUCACUACAUACAGUAUUUUAGCCAAGGAAAUUCCUACACAGAAAGAAGAUGCAGACAUGGCUGCCAAAGAACACACAGAAGAGGAUAAAUCAUUUCCCUUCUCUCCCUUGCGUUGGAUACAUUGGACCCGAAUUAUACUGGAUGAAGCCCACAACAUCAAAAAUCCCAAAGUGCAGACUUCAUUAGCAGCUUGUAAACUAAGAGCUACAGCAAGGUGGGCUGUCACCGGCACACCCAUCCAGAACAACCUCUUAGAUAUGUAUUCUCUGCUAAGGUUCCUUCAGUGCAAUCCUUUUGAUCAGUUUAAGGUGUGGAAGAGUCAGGUGGAUAACAACACAAGAAAAGGGGGAGAGAGGUUGGCCAUUUUAACCAGGAGUCUCUUACUGCGAAGAAUGAAGAACCAGCUGGACUCAUCUGGAAAGCCCCUCGUAUUGCUGCCUCAGCGUCUCACUCGACUGCACACUUUAAAACUGUCACAAGAUGAACGGUCGGUGUAUGAUGUGCUAUUCACAAGGUCACGGUCAACACUACAGUCCUACCUGAAGCGGCAGGAAGCCCAGCAUACUGCAGAUUCUGGGAAGAAUCCAUUUGACAAAAGAAUGCAGCAGUUUACACCUGGCCAACUGAACUCCUUCGAAAAGACUGCCAAAGAUCCCCCUCCCACCUCUACAACCAUUCACAUCUUGUCCUUGUUGCUGAGACUCCGUCAGUGCUGCUGCCAUCUUUCCUUACUAAAAGUGGCUCUUGAACAGGCUAACCUUAACAGCGAAGGCAUCUCUCUCACACUGGAGGAGCAGCUCUGUGCCUUAACCUUGUCUGAAUCUGAUAGCAGUGAUCCUCAGUCUGUGGUGUACCUCUUCGGUACAGCUUUCAGUACGGAUCUCUUCGAAACUACCAGACAGAGCACCAAGCUGUCACAUCUUUUGGAAGAACUGAAGGUGAUCCACAGUCAUUCCCAGAAAAGUGUCAUUGUGUCUCAAUGGACAAGUAUGUUGAAGGUUGUGGCAAAACACCUUGAGAGGCUUGGCCUGAGAUAUGCCACCGUGGAUGGUUCUGUGAAUCCUAAACAGAGGAUGGAUGUAGUUGAGGCAUUCAACAGUACUACUAGAGGACCUGAGGUGAUGCUGAUCUCACUCCUGGCUGGAGGUGUGGGCCUUAAUCUGGUAGGAGGAAACCAUCUCUUCCUCCUUGACAUGCAUUGGAAUCCAGCCCUGGAAGACCAAGCCUGUGACCGCAUUUAUCGUGUGGGGCAGCAAAACAAUGUCACAAUCCACAGGUUUGUUUGCGAAGAUACAGUAGAGGAAAAGAUCUCAGAGCUGCAAACCAAGAAAAAAGAGCUGGCCCAGAAAGUGCUCUCGGGGCAAGGAGACUCUUUCACAAAGCUCACCCUGGCAGACCUCAAGCUCCUUUUUGGCAUUUAACUAUUGCUCCCACCCAGCACUUCAAUGGGCAGAUGUCACCCAUGUGCCUUUUAAAAAUUGGACUCUUGUAUAUUAGUAUCUAGUGGUCAGUGCUGCUGGGCAAGUUGCUUUGCCUUGUUCUUUAUUCUCUGUAAAGGGUGAGGAGAAAGGCCUCACCCUACCUGCAAUCCAGUGAAGAAUGGGGAGAGACAGUGCAAUUUAGGAAGAUAUUCCACUUACAUUUGAUACUGUAUAAUUGCUAGCAUUGCGGCGGGUUUUGUUUUUCCAACCCAGUGUGUUUCCACCAAUCCAAUAUAAUCUGUUCUAAGAUAAUACUCAUGUCUGCAUCAUAUGGCUGUUUUAUUUAUAAUCAUAUGGCUGAUUUAUUGUUUGGGAUUUUUAUCUAAAUGAGCAUCACUAAAUAGGAAACCACCCUGCUGAUUUUCAGAAUUUUGAACACAUAGCUCAAAAUGAUAGUUAAAAGUUUGAAAGUCAGAGCUUGGGUGUGUUACACCAACAGUAUCCUGGACAACAACUAUUAUUUCCCUUUGCAUAUAAUCAUAUUGUGCAACAUCCUGUGAAUAGAAAUGCAGAAGAACAUACAAGUACAUGAGAGAAGAUGGGUGCAUCCUCCAUGCCUUUCCAUCAUAAUGUCUGGGCUUCCUUCUGAUACUUGCUGUUGUGUUUUUGAAAAUUUUUGAAAAAGCAGCUUCAUCUGUACAUUUCCAGAUGACCAAUAUUUCCCUAUAGCCUGAUGAUUUAUUUUAACUUCCCAAUAGAUUGCCUUUUUAAAAAAGAAAACUAAGUGUUGUUAUUGUGCUUCAGUGAUUUCACUAUUGUUUUCUAACUUUAGGAAUCAUUUUGGGGUUUUCUUUUAAAUAUAAGCAACAUAAAAAAAACAAAUGGUAUAAAUAAAAUCAUUUGAAGCCAUGGCAGAAGCUGCAACUUCUUUUGUACUGUGCUUCCAACAUUGUCGGUCUCUCUGUAACAAUGAAAUGCACUUCCUACAUACAGUGCGGCUCAUGUAUUCUUAAGUGGCCUUUUAAAUUGCAUGGAUGGUAUAGCCACUCCUUUGGCAGUACUGGCUACUUACCCUAUUCACCAUGUAGGGUCUGUGGCCCCAACUUCAUAGACUGAAUGAUCCCAAAGGUACCAACCAGAGAUAAUGGAGCCUGACCUUGGAAUAAAUAUGUUGACUUCCAAAAA
Molecule: messenger RNA, 4815 nt
Organism: Varanus komodoensis (Komodo dragon)
Lineage: Eukaryota; Metazoa; Chordata; Lepidosauria; Squamata; Varanidae
Gene: TTF2
Product: transcription termination factor 2
Exons: 23
Coding region: 124-3630 (1168 amino acids)
Molecular function (GO): ATP binding; ATP-dependent chromatin remodeler activity; zinc ion binding
Source: RefSeq, a predicted model, not a curated record